This is a messenger RNA of Jatropha curcas, 1323 nucleotides long. RefSeq names its product Thioredoxin superfamily protein (gene HCF164). Gene Ontology annotation, cellular component: chloroplast thylakoid membrane. Gene Ontology annotation, biological process: cytochrome b6f complex assembly. NCBI's taxonomy places the organism in Eukaryota, Viridiplantae, Streptophyta, Magnoliopsida, Malpighiales, Euphorbiaceae. Gene Ontology annotation, molecular function: oxidoreductase activity, acting on a sulfur group of donors, disulfide as acceptor. The record is from RefSeq and is a predicted model, not a curated record.
CUUGUCGUCUAUCAUCAGCACACGCCAAAGUCUAAAUUGGAUUUAUCCAAUAAAAUAAUUGAAAAUCAGAACACCUUAAGGAAGAAAUUCUCGAAGAAAAAUCUCCAUGGCUCGUGUGGCUUCGAAUCCUUUAGGCCUCCAUAGAUUCCGGCCAUAUUUUCAAGCCGAUCAACUUCCACAGCUGCUCAUGAAAUCCUCUCUUCGCUGCCAAACUAAGCCUAGCCGGUUACCAACCAUUAUAGCUUGCCAAACAGACUCCAAACCCACCGAAACCUCCACAAAGGAGAAGGUGCUUGCUGAGUCUGCUUCAGUAACCGAUACUAAAACCGAAGGUUCAACUUCGUCCCCCACCUCUGGAUUGCCCGUUCCCAAUAAAGAUUUAAAUAGGCAAAUAGCGGCGGUUUCUGUGCUUGCGGCGCUGGGGCUUUUCUUAUCCGCGCGGCUGGAUUUCGGUGUUUCUUUAAAGGACCUGUCUGCUUAUGCUGUACCAUACGAAGAGGCUCUCUCCAAUGGAAAGCCCACUGUUGUGGAGUUCUAUGCGGAUUGGUGUGAAGUGUGUAGAGAGUUAGCUCCAGAUGUUUACAAAGUUGAACAGCAGUUCAAGGAUCGUGUUAAUUUUGUUAUGCUGAAUGUUGACAAUACAAAAUGGGAACAAGAACUUGAUGAGUUUGGUGUUGAGGGUAUUCCACAUUUUGCAUUCCUGGACAAAGAUGGGAAUGAAGAGGGUAAUGUGAUUGGUAGAUUUCCGAGACAGUUCCUCCUUGAGAAUGUAGAUGCUCUUGCUCGCGGGGAAGCAAAUGUUCCUCAUGCUCGUGUUAUUGGACAGUAUUCAAGUGCUGAAUCUAGGAAGGUGCACCAAGUUGUUGAUCCUAGAAGUCAUGGAUAGAUGCUAUUCCUCCUUCAAAAGUGACCCGACUGAUUGUCACUUGAAGUGUAGCUCGAAGGUAAUAUGUUUCCCAAUUACUGAUGUUCUUCUCCUUGUACCAAAUUUCUGCAAGUCUGUAGGAUGAGGCGGCAUUAAUUUAGAGAUGAUGUUCAUGGGAUAAGACCAAGGUUCUCUGUUAGCAUGGAACACUUCCUUUGUCAGGGUUCACAUUCAUUUGAAAGGGUCUUUUCUGAAAAUGAAUCCAAGAAGUAAUUUUGAUCAAUUUAUAAAUUGCUUCAUUUGGUUGCUAAUGCAUUAAUAUAAUCUUAUUUGAGUACAUCCAUAUCAAGAUGCAUUAGCACAUGAUUACAAUUUAUUCCUUUCAUAAGCCAAGAACUCAUGACAUUGAAGGAGUACAACUUGGCUUUACCUUUGAUGAUGGAAUUUUUUUUUGAAAG